AUGGUCGCCUUUCCGAUUCAUGCUCGCCAUUCCCAGAACAGCGCGGGUGAGCUAGAGUCCGAGGCGAACCAACUUCUCCCGGCGCCACAACGCCGGCAUCGCGUCCGCGUCCAAGGCCGUCUAGCAGUCGUCCGCAGCGUUUCCACAGUAAAUCUGCGGCCUUCUCCGUCUGCACUAACAUCCCCGAGUGGCACGAGCCGUAGCCGCACAACGGCCCCCACAGGCCCGAGGUUCGAGUCAGGCGUCGCAGGGAGCACGGUGCCGCCCGUAAGGAGAAGAAGCUUGGACGACUUGGGCAACGAGAGGGAGCAGGAAUUCGAUGUAAACGAGACGGUUGUGAGGGAUUGCCAACUCAGGGGAUACGGAAUCGGCGGGGCCGGAAAUAUCAGGCGUCCAACCGAAGCGUACGGGUCCAGGAAAGCGAACGUCUCCUCAUCAGCAUUUACCAAAUUCUCUUCAUCAAACCCGUCAACCACGCCGAGUGGGCCGGACAAGACGUUGUGGCGGCUGCGAGACUUCCUAAAGCGAACCAGAAACUACAAGGAUAAGGGGACGCGGCCUGAUAGUACGCAUGUCACGUUUGUCUCAUGUCCGGCUAGCCAAGCGCAGCUUCAGCUUGAAGAUAAUAAACGGUCCAUUUGA
This is a messenger RNA of Colletotrichum truncatum, 642 nucleotides long. RefSeq lists its product as uncharacterized. The record is from RefSeq and is a predicted model, not a curated record. NCBI's taxonomy places the organism in Eukaryota, Fungi, Ascomycota, Sordariomycetes, Glomerellales, Glomerellaceae.